GUCGAGCCGUGGGAGCGGUGCGCGUGCGCGGAGGUUUGGGCCGCGGGCGGAGCCGUGACCACCUUGGCCGAUUCCCUUUGCCACGUACGGCAGCGGCGGCGGUAUUGUGCACUACUGCCUAUUUUGCUAAUUACCACUGUAUGGCGGGGCAUUUGACAUCCAGCUGAAAGUUAAAAGAAUUAUUCUUUUGGAAACCAGUGCAAAACAGAAGACCUGUGGUAACUAUGAACGGCCAACUGGAUUUGAGUGGAAAGCUUAUAAUUAAAGCUCAGCUGGGUGAUGAUAUUAGGAGAAUUCCAAUUCACAAUGAGGAUAUCACCUAUGAUGAGUUGGUGCUCAUGAUGCAGAGAGUUUUCAGGGGGAAACUGCUGAGCAACGAUGAAGUUACCAUAAAAUAUAAGGAUGAAGAUGGAGAUCUUAUAACAAUCUUUGAUAGUUCAGAUCUUUCCUUUGCAAUUCAGUGCAGUAGAAUCCUGAAACUGACACUAUUUGUUAAUGGGCAGCCAAGACCGCUAGAGUCAAAUCAGGUAAAAUACCUUCGCCGAGAACUGAUAGAGCUUCGCAACAAAGUGAAUCGUUUAUUGGAUUGCUUAGAACCUCCUGCUGAGCCAGGACUUUCUACUAGUCUGGCUGAAAAUGAUGUUGCAGAGGGUAGGGAAGACAAGCCUACUACUGCCGAUUCAGCUGUCAAGCCGUCUACUCAAGUUAUAGCAGCAAGUAUGUCUGCUUUUGAUCCAUUAAAAAAUCAAGAUGAAAUCAACAAAAAUGUCUUGUCAGCAUUUGGGCUGACAGAUGAUCAGGUGUCGG
Molecule: messenger RNA, 807 nt
Organism: Protobothrops mucrosquamatus (brown spotted pit viper)
Lineage: Eukaryota; Metazoa; Chordata; Lepidosauria; Squamata; Viperidae
Product: protein TFG
Exons: 6
Biological process (GO): COPII vesicle coat assembly; endoplasmic reticulum to Golgi vesicle-mediated transport
Cellular component (GO): endoplasmic reticulum exit site
Molecular function (GO): identical protein binding
Source: RefSeq, a predicted model, not a curated record